CAAAUUACUCACAACGCUUCGCUCAGUCGAUUGACAACGUAGAAAUUGCAUUAACAGUGGGCUGUAACCCGCUUUAACACGUUUACAGACGGUUUCUUAUCUCCCAAAAUGUAUCUGUUUUGAGAUGUUAAAACAGUACAUUACGUUUAGAAAGAAAAAAAACAGUACGUUACGUACUCAAAAGGGGCGGAGUUAGAUUUCUACACAAUACAGCUAGCCUAGCAGCGGCUUUCGGUUAACACAACAUCAAAUCGCCAACAAAACAGCGUUGAAAGUCGGUUUAUUUAGGUACUUUUGUAGUAUCAUGUAAUUGAUAUAACAAAUAGCCUACUAACAGACUUCAUUUGUUCUUGAAAGUAAUCAAUCUGGGCUCCAGACGUUGAGUGACAGCCAUGGUGCAGCAAUACCAGUCACCCGUACGGGUUUACAAACACCCCUUUGAGUUGAUAAUGGCUGCCUAUGUACGGAGGUUUCCAAACUGCCCUUUGAUCCCGAUCUUUGUGGACAGUGAGGUUGUCAAAGAGGAGCACAGUGAUGACGGAGCCAUCGUGUUCACCGAGAGACGCUGUAAGGUGGAAGCCGACGCCCCCCGGCUCUUCAAAAGGAUGGCUGGUGUGGACUACCUGUACUUCAUCCAGAAGAACACACUGAACCGCAGGACGAGGACACUGCACAUUGAGGUCGUCAAUGAGAGCUUCUCCAACAGAGUCAUCGUCCAUGAGAUCUGCAACUACACCGUUCACCCGGAGAAUGAGGAGUGGACGUGCUUUGAACAGACAGCCAGUCUGGACAUCAAGUCCUUCUUUGGCUUCGAGAAUGCAGCUGAGAAGCUGGCCAUGAAGCAGUACGCCAACAGUAUUAAAAAGGGCAAAGAGAUCAUAGAGUAUUACCUGAAGGAGCUGGAGGAGGAGGGGGUGACCCACGUCCCCCGCUGGAGUCCCCCUCAGGCCUCCCCUCCCACUGCCAUGCUCCAGCUGCCACUCGCCAGUGCCGAUGUCGCCCUUGUGCCCACUGCCAAGGAGACCCACAGCAGAAAGGACCCUGCCAGCCUCACCGAACCACAGACGGCCUCCCCAGACGAUAAGUUGGAUGCUGACUACAUCAGGCGUUACCUGGGAGACCUGACGCCGCUGCAGGAGAGCUGUCUGAUAAGACUACGGCAGUGGCUGCAGGAGACACACAAGGGCAAGAUACCUAAGGACCAGCACGUGCUGCGUUUCCUGCGGGCCCGAGACUUUAACCUGGAGAAGGCCCGGGAGAUCCUGUGUCAGUCCCUCACCUGGAGGAAGCAGCACCAGGUGGACUUCCUGCUAGACUCCUGGGAGAGACCUCAGCUGUUACAGGACUAUUACACUGGGGGCUGGCACCACCACGACAGAGAUGGUCGUCCUCUGUACAUUUUGCGACUUGGACAGAUGGACACCAAGGGUUUGGUGCGUGCCUUGGGCGAGGAGAACCUUCUAAGACAAGUCAUGUCCAUCAACGAGGAGGGCCUGAGACGUUGUGAAGAGAACACCAGAGUAUUCGGCCGACCCAUCAGCUGCUGGACGUGCCUGGUGGACCUGGAGGGGCUGAACAUGCGUCACCUGUGGCGGCCGGGUGUUAAAGCCCUGCUGAGGAUCAUUGAGGUGGUGGAGGCCAACUACCCAGAGACCCUGGGGCGCCUGCUCAUACUGAGGGCCCCGCGGGUCUUUCCUGUGCUGUGGACACUGGUCAGCCCAUUCAUUGACGAGAAUACCAGGAAUAAGUUCCUUGUGUACGCUGGAAACGAUUAUCAGGGCCCCGGUGGUCUGGUGGACUACAUCGACAAAGAGGUCAUCCCUGACUUCCUGGGAGGCGACUGCCUGUGUGAGAUACCUGAGGGAGGAACCGUCCCGAAGUCUCUAUAUAGGACGGCAGAAGAGCUGGAGAGUGAAGAGCUUCGCCUGUGGACAGACGCCAUCUAUAAGAGUGCCAGUGUAUUCAAGGGGGCCCCACAUGAGCUGCUGAUCGAAAUCUCCGAGCCGUCAUCCGUGAUCACCUGGGACUUUGACGUGUGCAAAGGGGACGUGGUCUUCAACAUCUACCACUCCAGGAGGGUGCCCCAGCCCCCCAAGAAGGAGAUCCUCGGGGCCCACGGCAGCCUUACGUCGCCAGCCGCCAACAACGUGCAGCUGAUCGACCGGUCGUGGGUUCUGGGCCAGGACUACAGCAUAGUGGAGACAGCACUCACCUGCAAGGAGGGAGAAAGUGUCCAGGGUUCCCAUGUGACCCGGUGGCCCGGGUUCUACAUCCUCCAGUGGCGCUUCCACUCGUCCCCGGCCUGCUCUGCCUCCAGCCUGCCCCGGGUAGACGACGUGCUGGCCUCCCUGCAGGUCUCCUCCCACAAGUGUAAGGUCAUGUUCUACACGGAGGUGCUGGGCUCCCACGACUUCAGGGGCUCUAUGACCAGUCUGGAGUCGAGUCACAGCGGCUUCUCCCAGCUGAGUGCCGCCACCACAUCCUCUAGCCAAUCACAGUCCAGCUCCACCGUAUCAAGAAAAACCAGUGCUGUGCCCACACACCUGCCAAUGCUGACUUAACCUUACCGAAGGGGAUGAGAGAUCUGUUAUGAACUGUAUGGGACGAGGAUAGCCUCGCCUUGGGGCGGAACAGUGGAGUUCCUACCUGUAGUUUAUGAACUGUAUGGGACGAGGAUAGCCACGCCUUGGGGUGGAACAGUGGAGUUCCUACCUGUAGUUUAUGAACUGUAUGGGAUGAGGAUAGCCUCGCCUUGGGGUGGAACAGUGGAGUUCCUACCUGUAGUUUAUGAACUGUAUGGGACGAGGAUAGCCUCGCCUUGGGGUGGAACAGUAGAGUUCCUACCUGUAGUUUAUGAACUGUAUGGGACGAGGAUAGCCUCUCCUUGGGGUGGAACAGUGGAGUUCCUACCUGUAGUUUAAAGCGCUGCAGGAUGCACAUAGUUUAUGUGUGCAAAUAAUAAUACAUUUUAUUAGUUUCGCUAGUGAUAUUAUUAAAAUAUAUCUGUACGUUGUUUAAUUUGUAACCCCGUCUGUAUUUGUAAUUUGUGAAUUUGUAAUGUAUGGAACAAGAACAUCUGCGAUGUUGGAAUCUGAAUGAAUAAAUGCAAAUGGAGAUUUGUCUUGUAAAGCCACCACCAUUCUCCUUGCUGUUGUUCUUUAACGGGGAUAUUACUGUUAUGUUUCUCCAUUCUCUGAAAAUGUCAAUAAAGCUGUGGUUGCUGAAGUUACCUCAAUUCA
Esox lucius (northern pike) is the source of this 3239-nucleotide messenger RNA. RefSeq names its product SEC14-like protein 1 (gene sec14l1). The record is from RefSeq and is a predicted model, not a curated record. The coding region runs from base 393 to 2561 and encodes 722 amino acids. Gene Ontology annotation, cellular component: cytosol; cytoplasm. The transcript is spliced from 17 exons. Gene Ontology annotation, biological process: negative regulation of RIG-I signaling pathway. Gene Ontology annotation, molecular function: RIG-I binding. NCBI's taxonomy places the organism in Eukaryota, Metazoa, Chordata, Actinopteri, Esociformes, Esocidae.